AUGGACAAGUGGGCGCCGCUGGCUCCCACGCCGCGCUUCACCCUCGCCGCCGCGCGCUCGUCGGCAGGCCAGUAUGCGCGCGCCUCGCUCUCCCUGCCCGGCCUCGAGGGCGACGACGAGGCGCCCGGCGCAGGCGGCGGCAGCAGCAGCAGCAGCAGCACUCGCCGCCGCCGCGACACGGCCGAGCCGCUCGUCGGCCGCCUGCCCGUCUCCGUCGUGCGCCGCAUUCUCGCACACCUGCCCCUCGCCGAUCUGCCCAGCUGUGCCCUGGCCGCGCGCGCCUUGGCGCGCGUCGUCGCCGCAGAAGAGACGUGGCGGCCGCGCCUCGAGGCGCUGGACUGGGUCAUGGCGCCCGGCAGUGCGCCGCCCGCGCUGCCCGACAACGCAGCAGAGAUGGCGCCGCGCUAUCUGGGCCGCAGACGCCUGCGCUCGCCCGCUGAAGAAGCGGCGCUGCUCAAGGCGCCCACGAGCGCCACUCCUGCCACCGCAACCAGUGCGGCCGAGGACGACUUUGGCGACUUCAAGACCAGCGCCGCAUCGCCCGUCGACGACGACGCCUUUGGAGACUUCACCUCUGCUCCUCCCGCUCGCGUCCCAGGCGGCUCGCUAGCCGCAGGCCUCGCCAGCGUCGCACGUCCCGCUGCAGGCCACGCUUCGCCGGUCAAGUCACGCGCUGCCACCGCACUCUUCAGCUACGCCGCCGAAGUCUCCCUGCCGCUGGCAGCAAAGGCCAGUCCUUCCUUCGUGACGCUUCGAGCGCUCGUGGCUUCGCUUCGAGCACCACUACGCUCCCUGCCCGCCAGUGGCAGUCUAGGCGCCGAACUGCCCCUCGCGGCACAAGGUGCACUCGUGGCCAACUGUCUGCGCUACUUCUCCGCCGACGUCGGCGGCGGCUCAAGACGCCCUUCCGCCUCGCUUGCCACGCUGCUCCCACUCGUGCAAGGCGUGGCUCGCGAAGUGGCCGCCGCGUCUCUGAGUGCCUUCAAGAGCAGCAUGGCGAGAAGAGAGGAUGCAUUGAGAGCAGCCAGUCAUGGUGCAGACACGGCGAGAGCGACGAGAAGAGCGGAGGACGGCAUGAGAAGCAGCGCGGAUGUGGCGUGGGAGGUGGGCAAGGCGUUGGGCGAUGGCAAGGGAGCUUCAGGAUCGGCAAAGGCCUUCUUGAAAAGUCGCAAGGUGCUAGGUCUGGCAAGGAAGCACGACGCCACGGCCAACGUGGUCACAAAAGCAGACGGCGCAUCGCUGGACUUCACAGCGAUGGACACAUUCAUGGUUGAGCUUCUGGCCGUCGUCGCUGCCGACGGCGAGAUCAUCUCGCGCGUCUUUCCUCCGACGCAGGAUGUGCUGAUCCAGUAUGCCGAGCGUGUCGCGACUGAGGUGAUCGGCGAGUACAUUUCCCCACUGCUCCUCAAAGCCAAGUCCCUCUCCUCGCAUCUCUAUCUGCGUUCCUGCGCCGCCACAUUCACGCAGUCGCUGCGUCUUGCCGACGCGCUCAUGGCCGUCAAGGGCCGCGAUGAGGAGACGGUGAAGCAGACGCGCUGCGAAGACGUCGUGUAUCGCAUGUGGGAGGCCAAUAUGGACGAGUAUCUGGCAAGGGAGAGAGAGUGGGUCAAAGGAGAGAUGAAUGCGAUUGCGCAGGCGUGGGAGAAUGACCUCGAAAACGAGACGGCUCGCUCAAAGGGAGAUGCAGCCUUUCUCGCCUCGCACAAUCCCGCAGCCGUCAAGCGCUCCGUGCUCUCGGGCUUCAAAGACGUGCUUCUGCUGCCCGUCACCGUCGUGCCGCGCACCGCCGUGUACGUCGGCGGCGCCGUCGGCGGAGCUGCAGUGCGCACUGCCGGUGCGCUCAAUCCGCUGCGCUGGCAGGGCAGUAGCGCGACUGCGCCAGCGCCACUCGGCGCCGCGGGCGAGUAUCUGGAUCCAAGCGCCAGCACGGCCGAUGCCGAUGCGGCGCCAGAUGGACCCGCUACAUGGAACGCAGGCGAGGAAGAAGAAGAGGAGGAGGAGGAGGAGGCCAACGAUGCAUCGCGGGCGAAGGCGAUGAACGAUCGAGAUGAGUGGGGCGCAGAAGUCGAGGCUUGGAGCGCAGUCGCCAGUGCUCGUCCGGAGGCGCCGCCUUCGGGCAAGGGCAAGUCGCCCGCCGGACUCAGCGCCGCAAUGCGCGCCACGACACUCGGGCCUUCCGACGGUCUCUCCGGUCGUCAAACGCCUGGCUCCUCUGUGCCCUCGCGCACCGGCACGCCGCAGCCGGGACGCGACAGGGCGAGCGGCGCCUCGUCGGGCUUCACGCGCAUGCAGCUGCUUCUCAGCCUCGACACGGCCCUGCAGCUGAUCCACGUCAAUCGCGACUGCCUGAAGCGCAUCGAGACGUUUGCCGGCUAUCCGGGCGACUAUGGGCAUCGCGUGCAGCAGGAGAUUGAGCACAUUGCCACGGCCUUCCUGCAGGUGCUGGGCGAGGCACACAUCCAGCCGGGCUUUGCAAAGGCCAUUGCGCAGAUUCGACAGUGGACGCCUGUGGCGGGUGGCGCCAAGGACGACAAGCAGCACGUGCUGCCUCUGGUGCACUUCUUCGAGCUCGUCCACGUCGGCGACACGAUUCAGCAGAUGGUGCAGGUCUACUUUGACCAAGAGCUGGCGCGGCACAUUGACCGCACCGACUUUCUCAACUCGACGGUGCGCGAGAAGAAGCGCUUCGAAGGCGCGCUCGACGAGGUCGUGGCGCGCGGAUUCAACGCCGGCAUCGAUCUGCUCAUGGGCCAGGUCGAACACAUCAUCACGACGCGCCAGGCCGCAAGAGACUUUACGCCGGAGCCGGGCACGGACAUCGACCUGGGCCCGACGACGGCAUGUACGGAGGCCAUCGAGUGCUUGCGCACGCACUGUCGCAUGCUCGUCGGCGCCACGGACAAGAAUGUGCUCGAGGUCUUCAAUCUCGAGGUGGGCCUGCGCCUGCACGCCAUGCUCACAAAGCAUCUGAAGCGUCAGAUCAUCUCGCUCGAGGGCGGCUGGAAGGUCAUUGCCGAUCUCAACGCCUAUCGAGCCUUUGCGGUGACGCUGCGCCAGGCGAGUGUGACGCCGUACUUCGAUGCGCUCAAGAUGCUCGGCAACCUGUACAUCGUCGACAAUCCAAAGGAACUUGCGACGAUGGUGCGCGACGCCACCGACUUUGGCGGCCUGAUCAGUCCGGAGGAUCUGUAUGAGUAUCUCAAGUCCCGUUCUGACUUCAAGGCAAUCGAGGCGAGCAUCGACAAGGAGAUGUACGGCUUCAAGAUCCGCGAAGACUGCGUGAUUGCGUGA
This is a messenger RNA of Tilletiopsis washingtonensis, 3291 nucleotides long. RefSeq lists its product as hypothetical. The coding region runs from base 1 to 3291 and encodes 1096 amino acids. Gene Ontology annotation, molecular function: protein binding. The transcript has 7 exons. NCBI's taxonomy places the organism in Eukaryota, Fungi, Basidiomycota, Exobasidiomycetes, Entylomatales. Gene Ontology annotation, cellular component: cytoplasm; exocyst. Gene Ontology annotation, biological process: Golgi to plasma membrane transport; exocytosis. The record is from RefSeq and is a predicted model, not a curated record.